CCCUCUCCGCUCUCCCCGCGGCGCUCGGCGGCUCCGGGGGUGGCGGCGGCGCAGCCGUGUGCGAGGCUGCCCGGGCAGGCGAGCCCCAGCCCCGCUUCGCCGCCUCCCGGGCUGCCCCCGUUUCGCCGGUGCUCGGGAGAUGCCGCUCGGCGGGCGGAGACCCGCGGCUGCCCUGCAUCAUCUCCUCCUCCUCCUCCUCCGCGGCAGCGGGGACCUCUGAACGCGCUGAGAAGCUGCUGCUGUGAGACCCCAACAGCUCUUCCCAACAGCUCCGAAGGGCAAACGCGAGUGUGAGCUCCUGCCUGCGACUGCAGCACGAGGUACCUGCUCUUGGCCUCCAGGUCCAUCGCUUCCACAGAGCAGCCCAGAGAGCCCAACGCGAGCACCACAGGAGGAGCUGGGCUGAAUAAAAGACUGUGCGCUCAGUGCCAGUGUCUAAUGGCACCGAAGUGAACAGCCGAGCGCUGCUCCCGGGGCGCGCGGCGCAGCCGGCCUGCCGCAGAUGAAUCCCUCCUAAUAGCGCCGAGGGGUCGGGAGGGACGGCCGAGGAGGGGAGAGCCCGAGGGGCGAGCCGGGAAGACGAGGAUAGCGGUGUGCGGAAGAGGACGGACCCGCGAGCAGCUUCACGGCUACCUGUCGACACAUGCUGUGCUCCAUGGCUAACUCGGGCUGCCUCCUUGUCUCCAACUCAGGCAUGCUUCCUCACUCUCUCCCCUGUCCUCCAGCCUUCCUCUACCUCCAACAGGGUAACCAGGACGCCACGGCUCCGCCGGACGCGAUGGCUCAACCCUACCCCCCGGCCCAGUAUCCCCCACCCCCCCAGAACGGGAUCCCCGCAGAAUAUGCACCGCCGCACCCCCACCCCACGCAGGACUACUCGGGGCAAAGCACAGUACCGGAGCACGCCAUGACCCUCUACACACCAGCACAGAGCCACGCCGAGCAGCCAGGCACCGACGCCAGCACACAGUCCAUAGCAGGGACACAGACGGUACCGCAGACAGACGAGGUGGCACAGACAGACAGCCAGCAGCUACACUCCUCAGACAACACAGACAAGCAGCAGCCCAAGAGGUUACACGUCUCCAACAUCCCCUUCCGAUUCCGGGACCCCGACCUGCGGCAAAUGUUUGGGCAAUUCGGGAAGAUCCUGGAUGUGGAGAUCAUUUUCAAUGAGCGGGGCUCCAAGGGUUUUGGGUUUGUAACUUUUGAAACUAGCACAGAUGCCGACCGGGCACGGGAGAAGCUGAAUGGCACCAUCGUAGAGGGCCGGAAGAUUGAGGUGAACAACGCCACAGCCCGAGUCAUGACGAACAAGAAGGCUGCCAACCCCUACACCAACGGCUGGAAGCUGAACCCAGUAGUGGGAGCAGUCUAUGGCCCUGAGUUCUACGCAGUAACAGGGUUCCCAUACCCUGCCACGGGGACGGCCGUGGCCUACCGAGGGGCACACUUAAGGGGACGAGGACGUGCUGUCUACAACACCUUCCGAGCUGCACCGCCACCGCCACCCAUCCCAACCUAUGGCGCGGUCGUCUACCAGGAUGGGUUCUACGGAGCUGAGAUCUAUGGGGGCUAUGCCGCCUACCGAUACGCCCAGCCCGCAGCAGCAGCAGCAGCGUACAGCGACAGUUACGGCAGAGUGUAUGCAGCAGCAGACCCAUACCACCACACUAUCGGCCCCGCCGCCACGUACAGCAUCGGCACCAUGUGAAACCGCGGCUGUUUCCUUCUGGGACCAGGAAGGGCAAAAUAAAAAAAAUAAAAAAUCCACAUACACAAAAAAAAAAAAUUUCAAAAAUUAAAAAAAUCAAAAGCAAAGCAACAAAAUAAAAGAAAAAGCAAAGCGGCAACAGCCAAGUGAAAGUCCCAUACUGUCCACACACGCACCGAGCGAGCGAGUCCCGGAGGAGCGCCGCAGCGAGCACGGACCAGCCGGACGCGCCAGAGGGGUCCCUCUCCGCCCCGGCCCCGCAGCCCGCGGUAGGGAGGGAGAGCCGGGGGCGUCCGGAGGGGCCUCUGCCCACCCAGGCGCAGGGCCUGGGCACCACGUCUUCCUUUCAGCCCCGGCAAGGCGGCGCUGGGGGUGCCGGUGGAGUGCCGUGGCACGCCGCCCCUUCCCCAGCUUUGGGGACUGGGCACUGGAGUGGGAACCCGGCUUUGUGUUUCCCACCAGUGCUUGCCGGUCAUCAGUGUGUCGAGUGUGCGAGGCCUCGGCUCCCAUGCGGAGCUGGGGCAGCGGUGCAGCCGCUUUGCUGAGGCGCUGGGCGUUGCAGGGGGGUGAGCCUCUGCCUUUUAAAGGGAAUUUUUGUUAAGAGGAGCUUGCAACUCGCUUGCGAUCCCUUUCCCCUCCUUUCCCUCCCUUCCAUCCCCUGACGCACCCGGGGCUCCCACCCUGCAGGGAGCAGCCCUGACCAACGCCGCUUGCGCUGAGCCAGGAUGGGGACUGCCCCAAUCCCACUCCCACCAGCUCCGCGGCGUGAGAUACGUUCGUGGCCGCCGGUCCCUGCCCGAGACAGUGGGACCCCACCAUUGCAUCACCCGCGGGGACAAGCCUGAGCCCUGGGGUCGCUCUGCAGCAGCUGGGACACUGGGUUCGGUGCCUGGUGGCAUGGGGCACCGCGGAGCCCUCCCCGGGGUGCAGCCCCCUCCUGUGGGGUGGCCUCGCGCUCAGCCCCCCACCCCGCGUGGCUCCGCCACUCCUCAAACCUCACUUUAUAGUCUGCAGAUGCCCCCGAUGCUCCAGCAAUGAGCUCCCCCUUUUCUAUUCCCAUUGUACAUAUUCCUGGCCCCCCCCAGCCCCAUAACCCCCCUGUACAAAGCUCCUUCCAUCGCUGUACUGGCUUCUUCCUUACAGGAAACCCCUGCGCCGGCCGCCGGCACGCAGGCUGGUGCCGGCCCAUCCUGUAUGCUUCAAAGGUGUGACCAUUCUAAUAAACAGU
Messenger RNA from Cuculus canorus (common cuckoo), 2942 nucleotides. It is a transcript of the gene RBFOX3, whose product is annotated as RNA binding fox-1 homolog 3. The coding region runs from base 644 to 1714 and encodes 356 amino acids. NCBI's taxonomy places the organism in Eukaryota, Metazoa, Chordata, Aves, Cuculiformes, Cuculidae. The transcript has 15 exons. Gene Ontology annotation, molecular function: mRNA binding. The record is from RefSeq and is a predicted model, not a curated record. Gene Ontology annotation, cellular component: nucleus; cytoplasm. Gene Ontology annotation, biological process: nervous system development; regulation of alternative mRNA splicing, via spliceosome.